This is a messenger RNA of Striga asiatica, 891 nucleotides long. The record is from the annotation of a GenBank genome assembly. Lineage: Eukaryota; Viridiplantae; Streptophyta; Magnoliopsida; Lamiales; Orobanchaceae.
AUGGUCAGAUCUAAGUAUUUGGCCGCGGCUGGGAACGCAGAUACGAGCCUCGAGGGAGGGAGGGGGACUUCCGUAAACAGAUGGAAGUGGUAUGGGGUAGUAAUUUACCCGUUGACUGAGGACACUAUAGACAGACCAUGGCGCCACAAAGGAUCAACUCGCUCCAACCUCGACUGUACUCAACAAGACUUUAAUUCCAUAGUCGACCGAACCCUACAAGGAUACCAUGAUCAGAACCUCUCCAUACACAAACUCCAUCUCGACAUAUCGAACCCCGUCAUCUCCCUUCUCGACAAAUGGAUCCCGAUGAUAACCGCCCUCAACAUAAAAGUGUUCAUACUCAACUUUCAUUCACUAACUUGCCAUCUUUCAUUUACUCCGGAGUAUUACGAGUCCCUCCAAGAACUACAUCUGCGCAAUCUCAAGCUGAUCUCGGUCGAGAGCGGGAAGAGCCCCGACUCACGACCGGUCAUCUCCCUUCUCGACAAAUGGAUCCCCAUAAUAGUUGCCCUCAACAUAAAAGCGUUCAAACUAAUCAUUCUUUCAUAUUACUGCCUGCCCUCGGCAGUGUUCUUAGCCGAGUCCCUCGAAGAACUGCACCUGUGCAAUGGCAGGCUGAGCCCAGUCGAGAGCGUGCGGUUUAAAAGUCUGCGCACACUCACCCUCGAACAGGUACAAGUUGAUGGCCGCACUUUCGAGAAGAUAAUUUUGGGCUGUCCUUUUCUCAGGCGCCUCGUCCUUAGGAGUUGUUGUGAGUUGAGAAACCUUAGGCUGAGCGAGGCAGCAUUGUCUGGGCUCAAGCACUUUGAACUGCGUGAUUCUGAGAGGAUCGAAGGGUGUAGCAUCGAAAUUGAUGUCCCGAAUCUCGAGACAGUCUCUAUUAAAGGAAAA